Molecule: messenger RNA, 3626 nt
Organism: Alexandromys fortis (reed vole)
Lineage: Eukaryota; Metazoa; Chordata; Mammalia; Rodentia; Cricetidae
Gene: Me2
Product: malic enzyme 2
Exons: 9
Coding region: 1025-3004 (659 amino acids)
Biological process (GO): pyruvate metabolic process; malate metabolic process
Cellular component (GO): mitochondrion
Molecular function (GO): malate dehydrogenase (decarboxylating) (NADP+) activity; NAD binding
Source: RefSeq, a predicted model, not a curated record
UAGUUCCUCUUUACUGCGGUGGUGACUGCAACAGCCAUACCUAUUAUUUGUCCGCUAACUGUAGUUUCCCUCAAGUGCCCCACCCUUCAGUGUUCAAGGCCGUGGAACUGCCUGCCUUUGAGGGGAACAUACUUUUCUCUCGCUGGCUUCUCUUAAACUUUUCUUAUACAUUUACAUCAUCUUUAAAAUUCUUAUCUUCUCUUUAUUUACCCUUUUGUCUUCUAAACAUUACUAUUUUUAUCCCUUAAGCGUAUAAAGAUUCCAUUAUAGUGAAUAAUUUCUAGCGAUUAUAGCUUCUGAAACAAAAAUAUCGUCCAAAAUUCCUAGCUGUGGGCGGGAACAGAUUCAGGAAGGUGUGUGUGUUCCUUGCUGCUUUCCAGGAUACUAAGAGUUUCAGCGCUUUCCCAAGAACACUGAAUUCAUGGUGGGUGACGGUGGUAGCACUAAUGAUUAGUAAAUUCCCGGUAGGUCAGUAACUGGGCUAGCAGCCAUGCAGGAUGGCACAGAAUUUUGCAUAAGACCUAUAUACGCCAAUAAAUACAGCUCAGAAAAAUACAACACCAACAAAGCGCCGGCCAGAGCUCGCGUUUCUUGUGCUCCCUACUCGCCAUUCUCCUGCGUUGCUCAUCUCUUCCCUCCUCCACGAGAACCCACAUCAUAAUUUCCUCGUGUCUGGUGGACUAGAUGUGGUACCCGCAGACCACGCGCCGCGCCUGCGCACAGCGUCUUCUCGCGUGAACGCCCUGCGGUGGCCGCGGACUCCCUGCCCAUCCGGAGUGCCUGGCCGGUGGCCGGCAUAAGCCACCCUCCGCGUCCUCAUGGAACCGGGUACCACCCUGCUCUCCCGAAGCACAUCCCUCCUCCCGUCGUCGGGGCCGCACAGGAACUGGUGCGCGCCACCUCACAACAGUUAACACCCAGGAACCCGGCGCAGGAAGGUGCCGCCCGGAGGAACCGAGCCGGGGGGGCGGGACUAGGCCGGAGUCCACGCCUCGCGCCAGAUCCCGGUCUCCCAUUGGCCCGCAUGCCUGUCCGUCCGCCCGGUACUGGCCCGCGCCUCUUUCUCCGCUACCUCUGCGCGUGUGGGGCGGUCCCCCCCGGCAGAGCGAGCCGGAGCUGGCGCCGGCUGCCGGGAGCCUACGGGAGGCCGGGAGAGGCGGCGCCAGGGUCGAGCAUCACGGGCUGUAGCACCGCGGCCUCUCUGCCUGCAGCACCACCUGGCGCGGGCCAGGGUCCGGUGAGAGAAAAGAUGUUUUCCCGGGUAAGAGCCGUUGUCACUCCUUGUACUUUGACAUGUCGUCAUUUGCACCUGAAGGAGAAAGGCAAGCCACUCAUGUUGAACCCACGAACAAACAAGGGGAUGGCGUUUACGUUACAAGAACGACAAAUGCUUGGUCUUCAAGGACUUUUGCCUCCCAAAAUAGAGACACAAGAUAUUCAAGCCUUACGAUUCCAUAGAAACUUGAAAAAAAUGACUAGCCCUUUAGAAAAAUACAUCUAUAUAAUGGGCAUACAAGAAAGAAAUGAGAAACUGUUUUAUAGAAUACUGCAAGAUGAUAUUGAAAGUCUGAUGCCAAUUGUAUAUACACCAACAGUUGGUCUUGCCUGCUCCCAGUAUGGGCACAUUUUUAGAAGACCUAAGGGGUUGUUUAUUUCAAUCUCAGACAGAGGUCAUGUCAGAUCGAUUGUGGAUAACUGGCCAGAAAACCACGUUAAGGCUGUCGUGGUGACUGACGGAGAGAGAAUUCUGGGUCUUGGAGAUCUGGGUGUCUAUGGGAUGGGGAUCCCCGUUGGGAAGCUUUGUUUGUACACAGCAUGUGCAGGAAUACAGCCCGAGAAAUGCCUGCCUGUGUGUAUCGACGUGGGAACUGAUAACAAAGCACUAUUAAAAGAUCCCUUUUAUAUGGGCUUGUAUCAGAAACGAGAUCGUUCCCAGCUGUAUGACGACCUGAUUGAUGAGUUUAUGAAGGCGAUUACUGACAGAUAUGGACGGAACACACUCAUCCAGUUUGAAGACUUUGGGAAUCAUAAUGCCUUCAGGUUUUUAAGAAAAUAUCGAGAAAAAUACUGUACUUUCAAUGACGACAUUCAAGGGACGGCUGCAGUUGCUUUGUCGGGUCUUCUCGCGACCCAAAAAGUUAUUAAUAAACCAGUCUCAGAACACAAAAUCUUAUUUCUUGGAGCAGGAGAGGCCGCCCUUGGAAUUGCAAACCUUAUAGUCAUGUCUAUGGUGGAAAGUGGCCUCUCAGAAGAGGAGGCACGGAGGAAGGUCUGGAUGUUCGACAAGAACGGCUUACUAGUUAAGGGGCGGGCUGCUAGCAUAGAUAGUAACCAGGAACCGUUUGCUCACUGUGUCCCUGGGAACAUACCUGGAACUUUUGAAGAUGCAGUAAAUGAACUUAAGCCUUCAGUUAUAAUUGGAGUGGCAGGUGCUGGCCGGCUUUUUACUCCUGGCGUAAUCACGUCCAUGGCCUCUAUCAAUGAAAGGCCUAUAAUAUUUGCAUUAAGUAAUCCCACAGCACAGGCUGAGUGCACAGCUGAAGAAGCAUAUACACUCACAGAGGGCAGGUGUUUGUUUGCCAGUGGCAGCCCGUUUGAGCCAGUGCAGCUCCAGGAUGGACGAGUCUUCACCCCGGGCCAAGGAAACAAUGCGUAUAUUUUCCCAGGUGUGGCUUUAGCAGUUAUUCUCUGUCAGACCCGGCACAUCAGUGACAGUGUUUUCUUGGAAGCUGCAAAGGCACUGACAAGUCAGUUGACCGAUGCAGAGUUAGCCCAAGGGAGGCUGUACCCAUCACUUGCUAACAUCCAGGAAGUUUCUGUUAACAUCGCUAUUAAAGUUGCAGAAUACCUGUAUGCUAACAAAAUGGCUUUCCGAUACCCAGAGCCUGAGGACAAGGCCAAGUACGUUAAAGAAAGAAUAUGGCGGAGUGAUUAUGUUUCCCUGCUCCCGGACGUGUACGAUUGGCCGGAGUCUUCACUGAAGCCUCCUCAGAUGUCUGAAUAGAAACUGCCCCAUUAAGACAUUCCGUGCUUCAGAGAACCACUAUUUUCAGACAAAAAGAUAAUCUUCUCAGAGUUGAGUGUCGCCUGUGCUUUAUUCCUCCACACCACUUGCUUGGCAUCUCUUUCUGUGAAUCUCUCUCCUUGGGGACAGACGUGUUGACUAUACUGCUGAUGCCCACCAGUGCCCACAGUCCAGUACUGAGACCGCGUCAGUCCUGACGGUUGUCGCCAUUGUGCCCUUGUUGGAGCCGGCCACAGUCACCUUGCUGUUACAUGAAUGUAUCCUCCACCUCCACUCAGCUCUUCCAGGGCUGUGGAUCUGGGUACAGAGUAUUGAGAAGAAGCCAAAAUUUACCUAAUUCCAAAGAAAACUUGUCAGUACUUAGAACUGUUCUUUUAUAUGUUUUCACUUUCAUUUUACUUUCGUGCUCUGAAGUCCAUUUGUAGUAUACAGAUCUGGGGAAAUACGAAGAAAUCUCCCCAAUUUCCUGGAACUAAAUCCAGGCUAACUAACAUUAUAGACGAGUGGGAGGAGCCAGUGCUGCCUUUAGACGAGCUGAAGAGUCGCUUGCAACACUGUACAAAAAUAAAUACUACUUAUUUAAUAAAAGUAAUACCUUAUA